Messenger RNA from Penicillium pulvis, 1239 nucleotides. RefSeq names its product aspartate aminotransferase. The transcript has 6 exons. Gene Ontology annotation, cellular component: mitochondrion. Lineage: Eukaryota; Fungi; Ascomycota; Eurotiomycetes; Eurotiales; Aspergillaceae. Gene Ontology annotation, molecular function: pyridoxal phosphate binding; L-aspartate:2-oxoglutarate transaminase activity. The record is from RefSeq and is a predicted model, not a curated record. The coding region runs from base 1 to 1239 and encodes 412 amino acids. Gene Ontology annotation, biological process: L-aspartate catabolic process; biosynthetic process.
AUGCUCUCCACACUGCGUGUCGCCAGCCGUUCGGCUGCUGCCCGCGAGGCUAACAUGCGCACCGUGAUCAUUGGUGCUCGUCAAGCUUCCGCCUGGUCCAAGGUUCCCCAGGGCCCUCCUGAUGCUAUUCUGGGUAUCACCGAGGCUUUCAAGGCUGACUCCUUCAAGGAGAAGAUCAACCUUGGUGUCGGUGCCUACCGUGACGACAAGGGCAAGCCCUACGUUCUGCCUUCCGUCCGCGCCGCCGAGGACAAGGUCGUUGCGUCGCGCAGCGACAAGGAAUAUGCUGGUAUCACCGGUAUCCCCGCCUUCACCAACGCCGCCGCUGAGCUUGCCUACGGCUCCGACUCUGCUGUCCUCAAGGAGGACCGCCUGGUCAUCACUCAGACCAUCUCCGGUACCGGUGCUCUCCGCAUUGGAGGUGCCUUCCUUGAGCGUUUCUACCCCGGCGCGAAGAAGGUCUACCUCCCCAACCCUAGCUGGGCCAACCACGGCGCCGUCUUCAAGGAUUCCGGCCUCGAGGUCGAGAAGUACCGCUACUACAACAAGGACACCAUCGGUCUGGACUUCGAGGGUCUGGUCGAGGACAUCAAGGCUGCUCCUAACGGCAGCAUCAUCCUGCUGCACGCCUGUGCUCACAACCCCACCGGUGUUGACCCUACCCAGGACCAGUGGCGCCAGAUCAGCGAUGUCAUGAAGCAGAAGGGUCACUUUGCUUUCUUCGACAUGGCCUACCAAGGCUUCGCCAGCGGUAACGCUGAUGUCGAUGCUUUCGCUCCCCGCCACUUCGUCAAGGAGGGCCACAACAUUGCUCUGUGCCAGAGUUUCGCCAAGAACAUGGGUCUCUACGGUGAGCGUGUCGGUGCCUUCUCGCUCGUUUGCGAGUCCACCGAGGAGAAGAAGCGUGUUGAGUCUCAGAUCAAGAUUCUCAUCCGUCCCUUCUACUCCAACCCCCCAUUCACGUGGCUCGGUGAGGUCAAGGGCAUGGCCGACCGCAUUAUUGAGAUGCGCGCUCUUCUGCGCAAGAACCUUGAGCAGCUCGGCAGCAAGCACGACUGGUCCCACAUCACCAGCCAGAUCGGUAUGUUCGCCUUCACUGGCCUCAAGCCUGAGCAGAUGGAUGUCCUCGCCAAGGAGCACUCCGUCUACGCCACCAAGGACGGCCGUAUUUCCGUCGCUGGUAUCACCUCCGGCAACGUCCAGCGUCUUGCCGAGUCCAUCUUCAAGGUUACUGGUUAA